Messenger RNA from Porites lobata, 5937 nucleotides. NCBI's taxonomy places the organism in Eukaryota, Metazoa, Cnidaria, Anthozoa, Scleractinia, Poritidae. The record is from the annotation of a GenBank genome assembly.
AAUUAUUGUACCCUUUUUAUUUUGACAGGAGGCACUGAGCGACAAAUGUUGGCUUCACUGGAGGACAUUGUUGACAAGUCUCUGCCUCUUUCCAAGUUAGAAACUCAUUUCCAAGACCCUGAGGCAGCAAAAUUAUGCAUCCUGAACAAGAUAUCAUUUUGUGAGGCCCGGCAAAAGGUGUCUUUCCCAUUUUUUCCUUACUUUUUCUUUUAUAGGUAUCCAAACAAUACUUGUUGGUGCACUGUCCUCGUGUAUUAUUAUAGCAUAACUAUGGCCUGAAACGCUAGACAAAUAGACCAAAAUACAGAAUGAUGGCAUUAUUAAACAAGCCUAUAAGUUUGAAGGAAACAAAACCACCAUCACCAUUUCAAUUUUAGCAAAUAUUACAUUUUUUAUGAUCAGUGCAUGCCCAUGUGCACACCUAUGCCUUAAUAAGUUUGGUUUUUUUUACACAAAACCAAUAAUGUUCUAACAAACUAUAUGCCAUUUUGCAGUAUUACACUGAAAUGUUGGAGAGUGGGAUUUUCAUUCGUGAUUUUGGCACACACCAAGAGGAGAUUAAUCUUGUGAAUUCAGGUACCUUGCACAUUAAGGUCUCGGUAAAUGAAAAUUUUAGUACAUUGCUCGAUUUUGUUUUUUUUGGAUUUUUGGCAUGAGUGAGUCCUAAAUUUUAUUUUGGCAAAAAAGGAAAUCAGAAAGUGCUUUUUAACCCUUCUAAAAUGAGCCUUCCCUGAGCUAACUAACCUGACCUCGCGCUAAAUCUUUAGAGCUGAUUUUCUCUCACUCUAUUUUAGACGCAAAAAUCAAAAUUCUCCGACCUCCAGUCGGGACAGGUUUUAAGCUAUCGCUUUGAAACUUUCAGAUAUGAUGGAUAAUGAUAUAGACUCAAAAAGGGUGUGAGGAAUUUUCCGAUUUCCCUUUGUAACUCAUUUUAUGUCAGUUUCUUUGUGUAAAUCGCGCUCGAGAUUCGACUUUUUAGUUUGAAAUGCAAUAAUUCCGCUAAUACGAGACAUAUGCAAAUUUCCUCACACCCUUUUUUAGGUCUUUUAUCUGUCAAUCAGACGCAAUAAAAAGGAAGUGAAUAUUUAACAACGCGAAAGGGCUGGAGCUUCAGCAGUAAACUCGAUACCUCUGAGUUCGAGAGCAAAAAACUUAGGUGCCUUUUGAAAUUCGAUGAAAUAAAAUCUUUUAUAAGGUAAUUUAGUCUUUUAGCUUUAAUUUGAUAUAUAACUUGCCUUUAAUUGUAGCGAAAAUACUCGUGCGACUAGAAUUUUUUUCUGUGGGUGCCUCGUUUUCCUUUACCGAGACCUUAAGCCAUCCUGAUGUUUCGAUGUGUAAUUUUUUUGUUUUGGCUGAAUUUACUGUUUACCCUUUAUUAUAGUUCCUUACCUGUGUGGAAUGCCUACCUUAAAAUGAACUUAAAAAUUGUUACUGUGGCACUUAGGUGGCAGCCCCGUCUUAAUAUUCACUCCUAAAAUUUUAUUAUUAUUAGCAUUUUAGUAUUUUUAGUUAAAUUUAUAGUAACCUUUUUUUAUCUAGCAGUGCCAUUAAUUGUAGAACACCUUGCAUGAUAACAGACCAUCUGUAUAAAGACUUGUAUUCAUGUUUUAUUGUUAUUAUUAUUAUUAUUAUUAUUAUCAAUAUCAUUAUUGUUAUUAAUACUGCUCUUAUUAAAUGUGGCUCUGUCUAUCCAGUUGCAAGUGGGGAGUUUGCCAGACUUACGAAAUACUGGAAAGGAAAACAAGAGGACAUGGAGAGCAACUUUAAGCAACUGUACAAGUCCAGAGUUCCUACGACUAAACAACGAAAAGGAAAGAACUGUAAAAGAGUAGUGCACAGCAACAAGGAGCUCAGCAGCUAUGCAGGCUCAUUGACUAAGGAGUUCAUUGUAGAGGUUAGGACUUCUAUACUUCUAUCAUGCAUUUCUUAGAAUUAUAGGAUUCUAUUUCUGACAAAGUAAUCCAAGUUGAAUGUGUGAACUCAGUAGGUUGAUUGUCAUUGCUAAAGGAUUUGAGAUAUUAAAAAUUACUGGUGCACAGAUGUGUACUUGAUAUAACACUCACAUAAUCCUUGCUGGCUGAGGUCGGCAAAGGAUGUUUUUCAUUUUCAGUACAAUCAUAGAUGCUAUAUCUACUAUAGCCACAAGACAUAUGUCAUAUCUUUUCAACAGAAGUAAAAAUUUAGUGCUAUAGUAUGGUGAUACUCUGGGAAAAAAUGCAGUCCCUACAUCAUUAGAAGUUUACUAACACUAAGUAUUUAAAAUACACUUGACACAUUCAGUGUUAAAUAUUAUCCACACCUUUUAUGGAAAGACACAAGAAAACAAUCUUGGACUAGUCUUUAGUCGGAGAGGUGCAAAUAGACAUGGCUUUAAGACAGAAGGGUGUGUGAACCAUUAACCAUUAUUGCAUUUUACUGUAGCUAACUCUAUACAUGAAAGUUGUUUGUUCUUGUUUGUAGGUGUGCUCGUUAUGGAAGGAGAUAGCAUUCACCAUAAGAGACAGUGAGUUUAAGGGGAGCGAAGAGCACCUUAUUGACAUUUUUGACAUUAAGGUUUGCAUCAGUCCGUCUAUUUUGUUCUUCUUGAAGUUUUCUUACAUUAUAUACACAUAUAUAAGCCUACAUCAUUUAGCUUUAAAAGGCUAACCGAAGAGUCACUGGCUUAAUAUCAGUUUUAUAUACUGAAAAGGGGACUACAAUUAUUUUUCUAUGUCGUUGUCUGAACCAUACAUUAACCCCUAUCUGUUUUGGAGCAUUAAUAGAGGAUACCUUUAAGUGUCAGUUAUUUCGAGACCCCCUUCCAUGAACGGUGACCUCAGGCUCUGCAAUUAUUUAGCACCACAUUCCUGGCUGUAAGCUAACCCUGCACAUAGGAAUUCUUGUUGUGUCUCAACUCUAUUGGGUCAUGCUAUUGUAUCCUCAGCAUUGCAAAUGGUAACACGUGCAGGGUAGUUUUUGCGGGACAUUGUGAUGUUGAGUUUUGAAUCUUAUUUUCUAGUGCAAAGAAUGGGGCUUCCUCCUUUUGGAGAUGUUUGGCACAAGCCUAGGUACAGGAGACUAUGGCCACCUUACAGUGGAGCAUGUGCCCAUGCUUUUUCGAAGGCAUCGUUCCCUGGGGCAAUUGUCAAACCAGGGUUUUGAAGCUGCACACAAGCUCCAAAGACAGCUCUACACAAGGGCAACAUCUCAUGAUGCAUCAGGCAAUGCUUCAUCAUGUAUGUGUGAUUUCACAUGACUUAUGCCAUGCAUGUAAAUUAUUAUAAAGCGCCCCCUCCCCCCUCCCCGAGUCCCCCAAAAUUUCUAAACCCUAAGAUUAAAGUCAGUCUAGAAGGCUUCCUGGGCAAAGAGAAUCUUGCUGGUGAAAUAUUUACGCUCAUUGCCAUGAAUGAAAGACCUUCUUGAUAACACAAUUAUAAUAUUGACUCUUUGUCACCCCAAAUACUUUGAAUCUUUAAUGCAAAAAUCUGUGUUGACAGUAAUGCAGAAAAACCUGCAUUCAAUGGACACCUGCAAGUCCCUCACCAUUGCAAACUGAAUUUAUGAAAUAAUCAGUUAUGUACUGGGCAGCAAGAGCCUACAAUGACUUCCCACACCCUGCAAAGCAGUGCAAAUCUUUCCCACAGCUCAAGGAUCAAAGGACAGUAAUUUUGUAAUUUGGCGGUACCGCUAUAUAGUACAUUUUUCAAGUAUCUGCCGACACCCACAUAGAAAUACCAGGGUCAUUAAAGUCUUAUUAUUUUCCUGAUUUGUAGUGGAUCAAAUACUCUCACAUCUGUACACAGAGAUGCUACUGAACAUGAGGCUUGCAUUUAGAGAGGCUAAGCAGUGUAUGACAACAGGUAAGGCUAGAAUCGGAAUUAAGGUAUCAAUGCACUACUGAGGAAUGAUAAAGGUUUAAUUUCACUUGGAAGCAUGAGUUCUAUUUGUCUUUGCUUUUUGUUUACAUCAUAGUAGAUCCACUUGUGGAUUCAUUUUUUUUUCAGUGUAUGAAUUUUUCAAACAUUCACAUUUUCGUUUCCUUUAUCUCAGAUCCAUAGGGCUGAGAAAAACAAAAUUAGAAAAAAAGCAAAGAAACAUUGCAGCCAUAGCAUCUUAGAUGGUGAAUGUAUAAAAGGAAAUAAAAAUUAUGCCACGUCAUAAUUGAGAUUCAUCAUACUCAUUUUUAUGGAUACCUGAAUCCUUGUCCAUAUACCAUUAACAAAGUCAGUCAAUUAAUCCUUUUUUUGAAAAGUACCAUAACGAUUUAAGUGUUAUAUUAUUAUAUGAAUUAUUUCAGGGGAGCUAUUCUACUACAGAGGGUGUGGCUGGAAGGCAAAAAGAAUGCACUGGAAUAAAGAGGACAGACAGUGGAUUCAUAGAAUGGACGAGCUCUUCACCAACCUGUUUGGUCCCGAUUACUGUGAAUAUGAGUACACAGAGAAGACAAAGCACUGUGUAGUGGUAGCGGGGCAGUUUCCACUGAUACAGUACCAACAUGAGGAAUGGGAACAAACCUUCAAGAAUGACAUUCCAUCACCAGUACCACAGUAGCAUGGCAGAACAGCAACCAAGGUGAAACGGGCAACAGAACACCAGACCCGCAGUGACAUUGCAGGUACAGCACCACAGCACGUCAACAACAACGCACAUGCAGCCAUAGGGUCACCAAAAGCAGCAGCAACACCACAGCAACAUGGCAGCAGCAGUACAGCUACAAUGGCCUCUGUAACAUCUGCAGCAACAACAGCACCCGCAGUUAUUAACAGCACUGAAGCUACCCCAGUAGAAAGAUCAACAAAACAGUUUCACCAGAUCAGAGCAACUAAACCUCCUGACAGUGCACCCUCUAACCAAAACUUGUUGUUGAGACUGGACAGGGUCAACCUCCUUACUCGUGGAGAAAUAGCAGCUUUGGUUCUACCCAGAGUAGCUUCCAUUUCCAAUGACGAUAUCAUGCUUGCUCCGGACCAAACUGAAGUGAAAGACCCACUGUCUGUUAGUCUACGUCCAUCUGAAAGUGCAGUAGACCAUGCCUUGAAGUUAUUUAGGGAAGAUUCCAAAAGAAAGAACGUGGGGCCAAUUGAUGUUGACAGUGACGAUGACUGUGAUGACAAAGCUAUCGUAACGUUAGGUCGCCUUGGAACUUUUUCAAAGGAGUCAGUUGGUGUAUUUCAGACAAUGUGCACAGUUGCUUCAAUGGCUGCCCGAGUCCGCGAAGAACAACGAUGGUUCUCAAACGAUAACAGAAGUCCACCAGGCCAUCUCGAUGAAGUUAGAGAUGUGCUGCUCAAUUCAAGACCGAAAGAAGAAAUUAUCAGACCAGGCACUUGUAUCAUGGAUGCUACUGACUUCAGUACACUAGCAUGUGAACGCUAUGUCAAUGGCUUCGCAAUCGAUACAAUCUGUUCAAAAUUCCUUGAGGAUAGCAGGCCUGUUGAAAUUGUCUUCCUCCCAUCGUUUAGCCAAGCAUGGGCAAUGCAAGGAGCAAGUUACUUCAGCCAAAUGGUGAGACCAUUCUUUGGCCACUGUGCUGUUAACAGCGCAAAAUAUAUUUUGUCACCACUUCAUUUUGAUACACCUCAACACUGGGGGGUGUUGUGUUUCGAUACAGCAAACCAAACUGUGUAUUUUGACGAUGGACUUAAGCUGUCUCCUCCAAGAGACACCAUUGUUAUCGUCAAGAACAUGCUAAGUGGCUUUAAAUGGUUGUCCAACAAUGACAUUUUCCAUGAGCAAGAGUGGAACCAGCCAAAACUUGCUCUGCCUUUGCCACGCAUUAACAUGCCAAGGCAAACUUCAACUGGACAAGGUGCUGGGAGUUGUGGCAUAGGUGUAAUUCUUUCAGUGCGAGACGUAAUCAAGAAUCAAACCUGCCCUGCCCCAUUUCAGUGGGUUUUUGAGGAAAUGUCCAGUUUAAGAAAGGAAUUGAUGACCCUUGUUCUUCAGUGGAAAAAGUAG